Messenger RNA from Gasterosteus aculeatus aculeatus (three-spined stickleback), 2519 nucleotides. The record is from RefSeq and is a predicted model, not a curated record. Lineage: Eukaryota; Metazoa; Chordata; Actinopteri; Perciformes; Gasterosteidae.
UGUGACUCGAUCUUUCAGAUGAGAACAUACCAUCAGGUGGCGCAAAGGGAUGUGUUAUGAAUAUGUAAUAUUAAAGUCAUUAACGUAUUUACAUGGCAAAAGGAAAAGAAACGGCAUCAUUUUUUUAUUUCUAUUUUAAGGAACGAAAAGCGACGAUCACCCGAUAGUAUUCACCAGGCAAUUUAAGCAACGUUGCGGUGACAGGAUCCAUAUGGCGCAACGUGGGGGAGAAAUUGCACUGAUUAAUGAGGCUGGCUGGACGCUGAUUCCGCUGAGCGCAUCGCUGUCACCGAUUCCGUCGUUCUCAGGGAGCGAAUCUUUUCCACCGCGCGAUCGUCUGUCGACUGCAAGGUGAUUAUAUCCCUCCUCGAAGAUGGAGUGCGGGGAAAGGAAGAGGAGGAGGAAGUCGCAGAGCUUUAAACUGGUCACGGAGGAAGAUUUUGCCCCUUCAUAUGUGAUGAAUUCCAACUGCAACGACGCAAAUGGAGACCCGAAGGAUGCCGCUGUUCCUGAUGUUUGGCUAGAGGACGAGGGCGUGGAGAUCAAGAGGCAAAUCACAGGAAUGAUGAGGCUUCUGAGUGAUAAGACCGGCAGGGUAUAUCAUCGUGUGGUAAGAGAGCAGGACAGCUUAAAAAAGGACCCUCAGGAAAGGCAUCAGACCUGGGUACAUCAGCCUGCCAUUUCAUCUCUUGUGUCAGAGGACCACCAAAGCAACCGCUGGAUCUCUGCAGGGGACCCGGGGCCUGCACCCAUAUCCACCCCCAUCCCCAACGGUCCAAGUUGUGGCCAGUACGGCACUCGCUCCAAAGCCCUGAAGGUCCUCAACAAUACCAAGGAUCCGAACAAAGUGAAUGAAGCUAAUGUAGGUCUCGUCCCUUCUGAUGCAACAGAAGCCCCCUGCUGCAUGUGUAAUUGUAAGGGAACCUUACAGGCUAUUUUGCAGGAACUGCGUGCCAUGAGGAGGCUGAUGCACACGCAGAAAGCAUCCUUAGAAAGACACGGAGGGGCAGCAUCGUCGGGCCAGCCUCGUCUCGGUCCGGGCCCCUCGCCUCGCUGUAGGCCCCGCAAGAGAAGGCCAAUCUAUAAAGUGGCGCCACCGAAUGUUACCAGACCAAGAAGAGCCGCUCUCGGCCCCCUGCAAGCAUCACCUCUUAUAGCUGUACAUGCAGAAUCUGGAAAGGCGGAGGGAUAUGAGAAAGAUCACGACUCUUCUCACGACAGCCUUUCUGUCUCGCCUGAGGUUUCUGUUCUGCCCCCUCAGGAGGAUACAGUAGCUAUCAACGACAUUCACAAUCCUCUGCCGAAGCAACUAAAGGAACUGUUGUUGGAGUCCGAGGUGCGUCUUGCAGAGGAUCAUGACGUGUAUAUCUCAAAGGCGCAGCUAGACUCCAUUCUGCUCAACUAUACACGCUCAGGCAGCCUGCUGUUCAGGAAACUGGUGUGUGCCUUUUUUGAUGAUACCACGCUGGCUAACUCCUUGCCAAACGGUAAGAGGAAGAGAGGGCUCAAUGAUAACCGUAAGGGCUUGGACCAGAACAUUGUGAGCGCCAUUAAAGUGUUUACAGAGAAAUACUGCACUGAACAUCGAAUAGAGAAGUUGCCCGGGCCACGAGACUGGGUCCAGAUCCUUCAAGAUCAGAUCAAACUUGCCAGGAGGAGGCUGAAAAGAGAUGCUGCAGAAGCAGAGGAAGUCUUAAAUGGACCCUCCACAAGCUGUGACUCUAGGAAGCCUGCAAGCGGGAAGGGGACGGUCGUCAUCAUGACUGGUUGAUUCAAUGGCUGCCUCACUGGCCUUACAGCAUUUGUUAUUUGUCUUCAUUACUUUGCAUUUUGCCACUUUACAUUUGUCCUUUGCUGCGCUCUUCUAUGGAUGUUAACGGCAAAAAAUAGCACCCAAUGACAAAGCAGCCCGUUUAAUGAUUCUCUGUCUCUUUCGCAUACAGCUUCUGCAGCUUUUGUGGUCCUUCUUCAGGACAGAUACUGAGAUCUAGGUUCUAAUACCAAAAGACACUAACGCAUACAGGGGCUAAAAUAUAUUGUGGCUUAUUGUUUACAUUGUAGGCUACAGCUUUAACUUGCCUAGUUCUCAUAUGUCAGUACCAGGAGUUGCAAGUCUUAAACAAGAAAACGUAGACAACUGUUUUAGUAUAGCAUUCGCACACUUAGCUCAAAUUGCUUUUUAAUUUACUUCCUAAGUGACAAAUUUCUCAAUGGGUGUAACGUGUAGUGCAGGGUCAAUCUUAUAUACAAACAUUACAUCCAAAAGGAGAUUUACGAUGUAUUGUAGAAUAGGCUAAGCUCGAAGAAUAAAGCAUAUAAAGUAUUCAUCCGGCGGGCCGCACUGGACACCCCCGGCGGGCCGGAUUUGGCCCGUGGGCCGCGAGUUUGACACACGUCCUCUAGGCCAUGCAUAUCUAUUGUUAUAUUAUCACUACUAUUGUGGUGAAUGACAUUUUUCAUAACAUUGUUGCUUUUUGUGCACAUAACACGAAUGGUAAAUAAAUAUGGUUUCCUGGCCA